AUGGCGGAGGUGGAGACACAUGAGGCGCUGAAGAUGAGAGGCUUGCUGCUCGAGUUCGAAGACAGCAUGGGCGACGCCAUUUUUGUGUCUCAUCAGUGGGUUGGCAACAUGCAUCCGGAUCCGGAAAGCAAGCAGCUGCGGGUUUUGCAGGACGCGUUGACCCGCAUGUUGGAGAAAUUGGAGUAUAUACCCCUGGACGUAUACACGGAGACGUUUCUUCCUAGAACGCCACGUCUGCAUGUUUCAGAAAUCCGCAAGGCGCCCCUGUUCAUAUGGUACGAUUAUUUCUCAUGCCCGCAACUAGAGUCUGGGUCAGUCUGGUAA
Molecule: messenger RNA, 324 nt
Organism: Symbiodinium pilosum
Lineage: Eukaryota; Dinophyceae; Suessiales; Symbiodiniaceae
Source: the annotation of a GenBank genome assembly